AUGACUGCCGAAGAGAUGGCAGCCAAGGCGGGUGAGUCUAGGUCUGGAGUCGUGAUUGGAGUAUCGACCUUUUUGAUGGCUCUGUCAGCUGUCAUGGUUGGGCUACGACUCUGGUGUCGGCGGGAGAGACAGAUGUUAGGGCUUGAUGAUGUGACUACCGUGGUGGCUCUGGCCUGUAUCUUAGGAUGUGGAUCGUCAAUCGUCGCCAUGACGAAUUAUGGACUGGGCCGACAUAUCUAUACAUUAUCCCCUCAACAAAUAACCCUAUACCUCCGAUGCUUCUGGAUAUCAAUCGUAUUCUACACCUACGCGCUCUUUGCCAUCAAGUUGACGUUCCUAAUUCACUAUUACCGAAUCAUGUCCGUCUCCAACAUGAGAUGGCUAUACUUGGGUGCACUUGGUUUCAUCAUCCUCUGGGGUGCCUACCAAGGCAUUGGCGUAUUCUUCUUUUGCAUCCCAAUUCAAUCUUUUUGGGAUUCAGGUGUGAAGGGACGCUGCCUCCUUGCUCAGCCUACUAUGUGGCUCAUCAGUGGUAUCGUGCACAUCGUCACUGAUUUCGCAAUCAUCGUCAUGCCUCUGCCCAUUGUUUGGAAGCUCCAGCUUCCACGAUCCCAGAAGAUUUACCUCACUGGUAUUUUCGGGCUAGGGACACUUACUCUUGCGAUCGCUAUUCUCCGUGUGCAGUGGCUUGACCCCGUUGCAGAUAUUACAUGGUGGAACGUUACAGCAGCUUUAUGGUCCAUGGCAGAGAUCGUUUCUGGAAUAACUUGUGCUUGCCUUCCGACUUUUAAACCCUUGCUGGCUGGUAUAAAGAACUGGCUCCCUCGAUCGAAUGAGGGAGACAGCACCAUCUGUCUUCAGGACCAAGGAAUUGACGGACUUACUGGACCAACCUUGGCUGCAUUCGAGGGUCAUGGAGGUGUCGGUACUGGACCGAAAGUACCCAGCAGGAUCUCAAUGUACGGAACCCAGACGAGUAUAUCAGCAUUCCAGGGCGGAAAUAAAUCCAAGAAAAAGCCCACACGGACAGUAUAG
Molecule: messenger RNA, 1035 nt
Organism: Fusarium fujikuroi IMI 58289
Lineage: Eukaryota; Fungi; Ascomycota; Sordariomycetes; Hypocreales; Nectriaceae
Product: related to integral membrane protein
Exons: 5
Coding region: 1-1035 (344 amino acids)
Source: RefSeq, a predicted model, not a curated record